Messenger RNA from Aspergillus oryzae RIB40, 396 nucleotides. RefSeq lists its product as uncharacterized. The transcript is spliced from 3 exons. The record is from RefSeq and is a predicted model, not a curated record. NCBI's taxonomy places the organism in Eukaryota, Fungi, Ascomycota, Eurotiomycetes, Eurotiales, Aspergillaceae. Bases 1 to 396 code for a protein of 131 amino acids.
AUGAAAGUCUUCACACCAAUCUUUGUGUUAAUGGCACUCGCUACCUCCCAGGCAAUUGCCGCCCCUGCAGCCGAGGCUGAAUCCUUGGAGGCGCGUGCCGACUAUUGCGUUGAUAUCAAAGUAUGCCACGGCUAUAACUAUGAGGGUGGCUGCUAUAAGGAAUGCAAGAAGCCCGGUGAGCCUGUUGAUAUCAGAAAAGGAUAUAAAAAGAAUGCCGGCUCGUUCAAACUUGGCACCAAGGGUUAUAGCUGCCAGGUUGGAUCCGUAUCAGUGCAACAAACUCUAAGGCAUCCCAUGGUGCCCUUCAAAGAUGACAGAUGUUGCCGAGGGGGCUUGGAGGUUAUAUCAACUGGCGAGGAGAUGCUAUUAGCAGAUGAGUUGACGAGGAAGGUUUGA